This is a messenger RNA of Solanum dulcamara, 1647 nucleotides long. RefSeq lists its product as uncharacterized. NCBI's taxonomy places the organism in Eukaryota, Viridiplantae, Streptophyta, Magnoliopsida, Solanales, Solanaceae. The transcript has a single exon. The record is from RefSeq and is a predicted model, not a curated record. The coding region runs from base 540 to 1316 and encodes 258 amino acids.
CACCACUACACUCAAUUCCCCCUCACCCCUACCUAACCCACCCCCAACCAAUCCUCCUCUUUCUUUCCACCAUAAAAAGCAUCUGGAAGCUACUCUGUCUUCUUCAAUCCCAAUACUUUAUUCCAGAAUUAUCCCCACCGCCUUAUCUUAUUUACUAAUCAACCUCCCUUAAACCCCACCUCUGUUUCUGAAAUUAUAUAUAAACCCUUCUCCAAUUCCUAUUCGGAAAUCUCUUUUUUCCCUUCUUUUUUUUCCAUUUUUCAUGUGUUGGGUUUGCUGGAAAUUGACGUAUUAGUUCCCGGAGUUUGAGGGGGAAAAAGGUCUUUUCCCCGUGUUUUUGCAGUGUUUACGUAUUGGGUUUGCCGGGAAUUGACAUAUUAGUUGCCGGAGUUUGAGAAAAAAAAGGGUCUUUUCCCCCUGUUUUUGCAGUUUUUACGUAUUGGGUUUGCCGGGAAUAGAUGAGUUAGUGGCUUUUCCAACUUUUUUAGCAUUUUCAGUUGUUGGGUUUGUGGGAAAUUGAAGUGGAGUUUGCCGUAGUGAUGGUGGAAGGCGGAGCAGGACCGGAGUUUCCGGUGGUGUUUUUUGAUGGAGAAAGGGAGAUGAAUAUUGGGAGUAUACGGAUAUAUCCUUUGCUAGAAUUCAAGGCGUUUCAGUUGAUGUUAAGCCAGAGGAUCGGAAUCUCACCAAAUCAGAUUUCAAUUUACUUGUGUGAUCGGAAAAGCUCGAAGUUUGAAGAUCGACGGAGGAUUCCCAUCACCGGUAAAGCUAAUUUCAGUUUAAUUGCUCGUGAGAAGGAUUGUUUCUUUCUCGUAGUUCUAAAACGGUCACGAAAAUCACGGAACCGGAAGAUAGCCAAGGCAGAUAACGUCGAGUUUCCGGUUUCAACUCCACCGGAUAAUCUGAUUCUCCUCCGACGAACCCACCCGGACCCGAACCCGAACCCAAUAUUGCCGUUUUUCGAUCAAAUUUCACAGACUGAAUUGGAAAAUUUGAACGAAAAGUUGCAGAGUUUGAAGAUUCAGAGAGACAAUUACAAUUACUCCAUGGGUAUAUCCCAGCUGAUUUCAAAUCCUAUGCAUCUGAAUAACCCGUACCCGGAUCCGAACGCGAACCCGGAUCCGUUUCCGAGGAUCCGAGAUACUUUUCCGAUGAAGACGAAAGCUAAGUGCGAGGAAUGCAAGGGCAAUAAUGGAAAUGAAAGAAUUCCCAGUUUUCAUCACUGCAAAAAUGAUCCGGUGAUUGUUGGUGGUUACCGGAGCCUGUUUGGUCCGGUUCGCCGGCCGGUUAAUUUUGAUGAACCCGGUUUUUUUAGUUAAGUGUCGGUUUAAUUGUACAAAGUUUUGGGAGCAGAAGAGAAGGAAUCUGCUGCAUGUGGUAUAUGGACUAUGGUAGGAAAAUGUACCAUUUUGGUUUAUAAUUAGCCUUAUAUUAAGGCAAAGAUUAAUUAGUAAGAAAGUUGAGAGUAUUAGGAAAAUGAAUAUGAAUGGUUUAUUAAGACUUUUGGAGUGGUCAACAAUUACCUUGCCACAAUUAAGUUCUUUUUACAAAAUAGUUUUUUUUUAGGAUUGUUUCCUAUAUUGGUUUUUUGGGGACUUUUUGGUUGGAGUUGGAGUUUGAAGAAUUGUAAAUGGAGAUUUUUCCAUUAAA